Molecule: messenger RNA, 285 nt
Organism: Dibothriocephalus latus
Lineage: Eukaryota; Metazoa; Platyhelminthes; Cestoda; Diphyllobothriidea; Diphyllobothriidae
Source: the annotation of a GenBank genome assembly
GCGACAGAACCCAAACGGAAGUCGGCUGAAUUUGAUCCAAAUAUGCUGGAGGUUCGUGUUGGUCAGAUCGUCUCAGCAAAACCGCCCUUGGCGCCAACAUCUUCCGGUGGCGACGAUGGUGAACGGCUCUGUUUUCGCUCGACUCGCUCGAAAAAGCAGGCCCCAGCUGCCGCCAAUGUAAUCAUAGAUCCUUCGGAACCAGCAUGGAAAGCCUUUUUCGAGAACUUGCACAUAUCAGAGGCCAAGGAGUUGGUCUGGAAAGCAUGGACUCUGACACUGCCUUAG